GGCAGAAUGAUGCCAAUAUCUCUGUGAGGGUGGAGGAGACACAAGACCAGAUCAGCAUACAGCAGCGUAGGAUAGUUCUCAUUCACUUCCUUCCUGUACAGCAAAGAAAGUGAAUCACAAGUCUGCACGCCUUCCAGAGAGUGGCUGCGCGCUUGAAGAAAACCGGCGUCCGUGCAGGGACCUGAGAGAAGAUCUGCUGUCUUUGCAUUCGGGCUCCGGGUCGAGGCUACGCCUGCCCUGCUUGUGAGGGUGCUGCGUGUUGAUCAUGGCUCUCCGGCUGCCUCUGAUCCUGUGGCUCACAGUGCUGAUGGAUUCCAUCAUUCUCAUGCAGUCUGCCCAGGAGAAGCAGCUUCCUGACAUCACCGACCAGAGCUUCAUCGACAGGUGUGUCAAGGCACACAACGACCAUCGUUCCAGAGUGAAUCCGGCGGCUAGCGACAUGUUGUACAUGACUUGGGAUGAGGCUUUGGCUAAAAGUGCCCGUGCCUGGGCCAGGAACUGCAAGAAUUUCCACAAUCCCCUUCUGCAGACCCGGGGGAAGGUCCACCCCACCUUCUCUCCUGUUGGCGAAAAUAUCUGGGUGGGAGAACCUUUUUCCACCUUCACCGUCGAAGGAGCAGUACAGAAGUGGUUCAACGAAGUGGCUGAGUAUACCUACAGCACUAAGGAAUGCAAGUCCGUGUGUGGCCAUUACAAACAGGUGGUGUGGGCUAAGAGCUACAAGGUCGGCUGUGCAGUGCAGGUCUGCCCGAACGGAAUAGAAGAGUUCUCUAAUAACCCCAAAUCUGCCAUAUUUGUGUGCAACUAUGGAGAUGCAGGGAAUAUUAAGGGACAUCACCCCUACAAGGAAGGAACUUCAUGCAGUGGGUGCCCGAGCGAUUCAUGCAACAACAAGCUGUGCCGUAACCCCAAACGGGAGGAACUGAAAAGUUACAGCUGGUCACCAGACUGGGACCCUGGGGCAGCAUCCUCUGCCUCCUGCAACAGCUUCUGCCUGGCUGUGGUCAUCACCAGACCCCUGUCCCUCCUGCUGAUAUUCGCUGGAGUGUACGGACUGCAGCUCCUCUACCCAAACCUGUUCGCAUACGAGUGACACCUUCAGAGGGACUGGGGAGGCAGCGUAAAGCAACACCUCUGAUUUCUGCUCAAUGCAGGUUAAACUUCUUCCCAGAGGGGAAGUUGUUUUUUUUGUUGUUUGUGAGAGGUGUAAUCGUAUUAUAAUGAGCACAUCAUUUUGUCGUCUAGGAGAAACAUAAUGGUGUGCAACACUGUAAGAUCAUGGCUUGUUUUCGCGUUUUCUUUUAACUAGCUUGUACAUUUCUCAUUUGCCACUCGGCAUUCAGGCAACAGAUACUAACACAAGAAUGGCAAAGUUCUGCACAAAUCUCAAAAUCAACCUUGAACAUAAUUUGGAGCAGAAUUAUGUUUUCCACAACUGAGAAAGAUUUAAAACUUUGUUGCCAUGGUUACCUGCAUGGCGUAUUCGUAAACUGCCACUCUGUUUAUUCUCCUGGGUGUGGGAACACUGGAUCCUGCUUUUCUUUUAGAGAAGGCAGUCUAAGCACAAACUAUUUGCCUUGGAUGCCCAAAUCCUCAGCCAUUGUUAUCUUUCGUACCCAGGACUGCUGCUAACCAACAACAUAAAAAUACUGCACAAGCUUUAUGAAGUUUUGAUUAAUAGUAGCCAUUUCUCGAGGCCAGAAAUUUGGAAUUCAGCAGGAUAUUGUAAAACUGACCAUUAAUUAUCAAUUUGCAAUGUCCUUAAAAUGAUCUUGUGUCAACAUUUUCCAUGAAAUUGUCCAGGCAAAGGUAGCAAAUCUGCCUCUGCCAAAUCAAAGAUUCUGAUCACCUGUACAACCUCUCUUAAUAUUCAACACACUGCCAUGCCCAUCUGCCUCCUUUUUCUCCACAAUUUCAGCAACUGCUGUGUCUGUAGAUAACAUAUGCACGAAAUGUCGUUUCUCAUAGGAGAAAGCUCACUGUGGUUAAACUGCCAAGUCCGUGGUCACCUUCCGAAAUAUUGCAACAGCAACAGCUUGGCAAGAAUGGUGAUGAUCAAAGCAAGCUGUGUGACCCAAUGCUGUGGAAACAGGAUAGCGUCCAAAUAUACGAAAUAUAGCCAUAUUAUAAAAUAUGGCAUAUGCUAUACUCAUUCAAAACAUGACUGCUAGUGGCUUGGUAAAAAAUUCUGAAAAUUUACGCAGUGUCACACCUCUAUACGUAUAUUUACUCUUUUCAAUUCUGAAUCUUAAUCUCAUUUACAUUCCUAUAUUGCAAUAUUUACAACUUACAUUACACAUAAUUCAUAGACAGAGUACUUACAGCUGUUCAAGUUCUAGUUCCUUGACAUAACCAAAAUGCACUGCCAAAUCACACUCAUACUUUCACGUGUAUAAUAAAAAUAGCACUGACGCAAAUAAAUGAAGUGAGUGUGCUGGUCUUUUACUUUCACAUGACCAAGUUGUGUGUCCCCACCCAAAUUUCAUUUUGUUCUGAGGAUACACUCCUCAACAAAAUGCGAAACAUCACCACACUGACCUCAGCCAACAGUGCACACAUCUGAGAGACACACCAGUUCAACUUGCGAAAACGUGUGGUAGCACUUGCAACUUAACACACCACUGUCAUGAAGACAGAGCAAAUAAUUAUGCAUUAAUUCACUCAUUGGUGCUGCCAUCAAGUCGUCUCAGAAGUCUUCUCCAGUGCCACAAGGGGUAGAAAUUACAUAAUUUCCCUGAAUAUCUCCUCAAUGACUUUCAACUAACUGAUCACAUACAGCUGACUGUUAACUUCCCCAUAUACCCACUCUGACUGCCACCAGAACUUCCAUCUAAAAACAGCUGCAGCGGCAGCCUGCACACUGGUCCUGGAGAUCAAACGGCCACUUAAUUUCCAUAUAACCCGCAAUCAUGCUUUCCAGGAGGAGGGAGGAUGACCCAUUUACCACUGAUAAUU
Megalops cyprinoides (Indo-Pacific tarpon) is the source of this 2955-nucleotide messenger RNA. It is a transcript of the gene glipr1b, whose product is annotated as GLI pathogenesis-related 1b. The transcript has 6 exons. NCBI's taxonomy places the organism in Eukaryota, Metazoa, Chordata, Actinopteri, Elopiformes, Megalopidae. The record is from RefSeq and is a predicted model, not a curated record. The coding region runs from base 266 to 1093 and encodes 275 amino acids.